Protopolystoma xenopodis is the source of this 375-nucleotide messenger RNA. The record is from the annotation of a GenBank genome assembly. NCBI's taxonomy places the organism in Eukaryota, Metazoa, Platyhelminthes, Monogenea, Polystomatidea, Polystomatidae.
AUGCGGUAUAUCAGAGAGAACAAGCGGACGCCCGUCCAGCGAAGCCCGUUGAGCUCGGGAGCGCAUACAUAUCCGGUCUACUCUGUGAACUUAGUCGGCACUCAGAAUGCACACAACAUCGUAAGCCUGGCCUCUGAUGGAUCCUUGUGCUCUUGGAAUCUCGAAAUGCUGGCACAGCCGCGUGAGAAGACUAAGAUAUGCGAGAAGAUUUCUGGUGGCUUGUUUGAUGUCUAUCCGACCUGUAUGGACUUUUUUGCAAAUGAUGUUAACAACUUCGCUAUCGGCUCGGAGAACGGCAACGCCUACACCGAACAACGGCAUAGCAGGUCAGUCAUUGGGUCUAUUCGUUUCAGAUCCUUUACGGUUUAUAUUUGA